Molecule: messenger RNA, 2181 nt
Organism: Daktulosphaira vitifoliae (grape phylloxera)
Lineage: Eukaryota; Metazoa; Arthropoda; Insecta; Hemiptera; Phylloxeridae
Product: probable cytochrome P450 6a14
Exons: 5
Coding region: 909-2039 (376 amino acids)
Molecular function (GO): heme binding; iron ion binding; oxidoreductase activity, acting on paired donors, with incorporation or reduction of molecular oxygen
Source: RefSeq, a predicted model, not a curated record
UGAUAAUUGAAUUUUCAAAAGUAUAGACCUAAUAAUUUUGUUAUUAAAAACUAUAACUAAUUAAAAUUGAACAUUAAAAUUGUAAUGGGAAAAGUACUAAGUAAAAACUAAAUUUUAUCGAAGGAAGAAGAGCACCAUCUAAACGGUCUGUAUUUAUGAUAAGCGUCUUUUGUUUGUUUACAAGAUAAUUCUUGUAAAUGUAAUUUAUUUUAUUUACCAAAUUAUUAGGAAAUUUAUUUACUAUGUCUACCACGUUAAAUUGAAAAAUUAAUUUUUCGAACUAGUACCAAUCUCAUGUCAUUGCCUCGAUUGUCUAUUUUAAUAUAAGUUAAAAAAAUUGGACAAUCUGUCAGAUAUAAAUCCUUACAUUAAAAGUUAAUGACAAUAAUUUAUUUAUUUAUUAAAAUUCUGAAUAAUACAAAAAAAAAUCGAGUUUAUUAUGUCUGUAAUGUAACUAGUUGUAAGAUACAACUCAAGGACAAAGUUUCUGUAUUGUCGUUAAUACGAUUGAUUUAUUUUUAUCAAAACCGGAUUUUUUUUAUAAGAUGAAUAAUAUUGUAUGUAGGAUUUUUACGUUUUAAUCACGCAGUGUUAAAAAUAGUAUACUAACAUGUUUGAAAUACCAAACAUUUUGUAAGACCAAAAUUUUGAAAAAUUUUAAACAAUUUUUGAACAAUUCUGAUUUAUCGAGAUCGUCUUUUUAAAUUUUUUGGUUUUGAUAAAGUAUAAACAUUAAUUAUUUCUGAAAAAAAUUGUCUACGUGUUUUUUAAAUCAGCUGAAUCUGAAUAUUGAUUGCAUAUUAGUUAAAGACUUCAACCAUUUUAACAGUCGUGGAAUUAACUUCGAUGUUCGUUCAAAUCCACUUCAUAACAAUAUAUUUGUUAAUGGCGGUGAGCGAUGGAGAAUUAUGAGACAAAAGAUGAGUCCUGGGUUUACUUUUAAUAAGCUGAAGUAUAUGAUAGAUCAAAUAAAAGAGUGUAUCGAUUGUUUGAAGUUGAACAUAGAUAAAAUAGUAAAAGAAGAGUCUGGCGAAAUAGAAAUCAGAGAUAUGAUGUCCAAAUAUUCAACAGACGUUAUUGGUAGUUGUGCUUUUGGUCUUAAAUUAGACGCCAUCAAUGAUCCUGAUUCGGAAUUCCGAAAAUACGGUAAAGCUGUUGUUACCCCUUCUAUUAGAAAUCAGAUUAUUUCAGCGAUUUUACUUACCCAACCGUUAUUAUUACGACUUUUGCCAAAAAACAAUCGUCGACAAGAAACAAUUUCAUUCUUCAAAAAUGCCUUCCAACAAACUAUACAAUAUAGAGAGAAAAAUGGAAUAGAUCGUAAAGACUUUGUGGAGCAAUUGAUGAAAGCUAGAGAGGAUUUAGUUCUCAAUCCAGAAUCAAAAAAUACUGAUGUUACAUUUUCGGAAAUGGAUAUUGUAGCAAAUGCAUAUAUUUUAUUUAUCGCUGGAUUCGAUACAGUAUCUACAACACUGACCUGCGCUUUAUAUGAGCUAGCAUUGAAUAGUACAAUUCAAAAUAGAGUACGAGAAGAAAUUCAAUGUGAAAAAUUGAAGAAUGCUGGUCAAUUAAACCAUGAAUUUUUAAGUAAUCUUACAUACAUGCAUAUGGUUAUCAAAGAGACGUUAAGAAAGCAUCCUCCACUUGGUAUUUUAGAAAGAGUAGUAACUGAGCCAUAUAAAAUACCGGGAUCAAAUGUUACUUUGGAAAAUGGUACAAAAAUAAUUAUACCAAUAAGAUCCAUUCAACACGACCCCAAGUAUUAUUCAAAUCCAGAUGAGUUUGACCCUGAACGAUUUUCUAAAGAGAACGAGAGCAACUUAUAUCCGAAUACAUAUUACCCUUUUGGAGAUGGCCCUCGACUUUGCUUAGGUAAACGGUUUGCUGAAUUAGAAAUGAAAAUAGCUUUAUCUGAAAUAUUAUCAAACUUUGAAAUUCUACCUUACGAAAAGACUCAAAUACCUCUUCAAUAUAUAAUUGGUAGUUUUGUAAAUGCACCAGAGAAUGUUUGGCUUAUAUUCAAACCUAUAAAUACAUAAAUAUAAAUGAUUAAAUUUUUUAUGUAAUCUCACAACUUUAUUAUUUUAUUAAAAUUUAAUUUAUAUUCCUAUAUUAAUUAAUUUUAUUUGUAAACUAAAAAGUGUUAUAUUUUUUUAAAGAUAUAUUGUUUUUUUUGUUGAA